Molecule: messenger RNA, 222 nt
Organism: Cryptococcus wingfieldii CBS 7118
Lineage: Eukaryota; Fungi; Basidiomycota; Tremellomycetes; Tremellales; Cryptococcaceae
Exons: 3
Coding region: 1-222 (73 amino acids)
Source: RefSeq, a predicted model, not a curated record
AUGGACUACCACGGAUCGACCUUGGCCGGUCUUGAUGCCCCCCCUGAGAAGCUGGCUGACACGGUCCCUGGCAUCUUCAAGGUGAUCGAUGAGGCAACGAAGGACAAGACUUCUGGACUCUUGUGGAACCAGCACGGUACUAAGGUCCCAUUCCGAUUGCGCCUCCUUCUCCCUGCUACGGUCAUGACAACACAUGAUAGACAAAGCAUGAAUGCGAAAUGA